Messenger RNA from Funneliformis mosseae, 410 nucleotides. NCBI's taxonomy places the organism in Eukaryota, Fungi, Glomeromycota, Glomeromycetes, Glomerales, Glomeraceae. The record is from the annotation of a GenBank genome assembly.
AGCAACAACCAAAGAAAAAACAAAACACCUUACAAACUGUUGAACCUGAAAGCAGUAUGUCCACCAAUAACAACAACGUCGAAACUCUACUUAUGAAUGUCGACCCUCUUUCGCUUGAUAAAGGAAAGAGCAAAGAAGUUUACAAAAAGAACUCUCAAGAUAUCUUUAUAAAAAAAACGAAAUUUUUCGCUUUCUUCCCAACAGACGACUACCCUGAAAAAUUCUCUCAAACAAAAGUAUCUGACAUCACGAACCUGGUGUUUAAUAGAUUUGAUUCAUUCUCGGGUAUAAUCCUAGCCAAACAUCCAGAAGACCAAUCAAAAAGUAUACUUAAGGCAACAUUUUCUGACAAAGACGAAAGGAACGCGUUCUGUAAUGUCAUCUUACCUAAUGCACAUUUUUGCCCUUGA